CAAUGACGACCACUCACACACCUCCAAACGCCCCAGUGCUGUUGUCUUUUGCCGAUACCGACGCCCUCGUCGAGUCAUUGGCAGCCUUCGUGGCCAAGGCACAGAAGGAGGCCAUCGAUAAGAAGGGCAAGUUCACGAUUGCCCUUUCAGGUGGAUCUCUGCCCAAAAUGCUACGAGGGCUCAUCGGGAACCCAGGGAUCAAGUGGAGUAACUGGCAUGUGUACUAUGUCGAUGAGCGCGUUGUACCCCUUGAUCAUGCCGACUCUAACCACCGGGCCUGCACCGAAGUUCUGUUCUCCAAGGUUGACAUCCCUAAGGAGCAGAUCCAUGCCCUCGAUCCCUCGUUGCUCGACGAUAUUGAAGCCCUCUCCGAUGCCUACGAGACCGAACUCAUCCGUGAGUUCGCUCAGAAGGAUGCGGCCCGCUUCCCCGUCUUCGACCUCAUCCUCUUGGGAAUGGGACCCGAUGGGCACACGGCAUCCCUCUUCCCCGGUCAUUCGCUGCUCUCAGAGUCAGACAGAUGGGUCGCCUACCUCGAGGACUCCCCAAAGCCUCCUCCUAAGCGCAUCACUCUGACCUUCCCCGUCAUCAACCAUGCAGCUCGGGUCGCAUUCGUCGCAGCUGGUGGUGAAAAGGCAGACAUGCUUGCCCAGAUCCUCGACAACCCUGAGACUGGUCUCCCGGCUGCUCGCGUCAGACCGGCCUUCCCGGGCACCCUCCACUGGUUCUGCGACGACGCCGCCACGUCCAAGCUCGCCUACCCCAAGACCCCCUUUCGUCUCUGAACUUGUCGGACACAGUCGCUUAUGAAUUAUUCCUUGAAUUAUUCCCAGAUCUCUCGUGCCGAGAGCGUAUGUCCAUCCUUUUCGUUCUUCGUCUGGAACUCUUGAUUCAAAAGAACCGUAUCUGAA
Messenger RNA from Coprinopsis cinerea okayama7#130, 911 nucleotides. Its product is annotated as 6-phosphogluconolactonase. The annotation marks the transcript as partial. The record is from RefSeq and is a predicted model, not a curated record. Lineage: Eukaryota; Fungi; Basidiomycota; Agaricomycetes; Agaricales; Psathyrellaceae. Gene Ontology annotation, molecular function: 6-phosphogluconolactonase activity. Gene Ontology annotation, biological process: carbohydrate metabolic process; pentose-phosphate shunt. The transcript has 2 exons.